AUGACGCUGGGCAGGUCGCAUGGUACAAACGAGCACGGGCUCAAGCGAUCAUCAGGUGUAGAUUACAACCAAGUGCGGGACCGACAGAUUGACGAUCACCGCUUUGAGCGUCAGCGCAUCAUUCGAGCGGCCUCAUCAGCGCCACCUGUAGAGCAUCAGCCAAAGAAUGUCGGUGUAAAAACUGCAGCUCCAGUGUCUGCCACUAUGGACGCUUUUAUGCGCAUGGUGACGGGCAAGGAAGAACGCACUAUUGCUGAUCGCAUCAGUGACCCAAACCGGCCCACGUGGGAGCAGUACAAGAAGGAGAACGCAGAUAAAUUGGACCUCAGCGGCAAUGGAGAGAAGGAGAUGAAGGAGUAUAGGAAAAAGCUGGACGCUACCAGGGAGAAGAGACUGGCAGGAGGCAGUAGUUCCAAGAAGAGGAAGAAAAAACACAAGAAACGCUCAAGCUCAUCUUCGUCAGAUGAUUCGAGCAAUGAAGAUGAGCGCCGGCGCUUUAAACACAAGAGUCGGAAGAAAAGGAAAAGCCACAAGAGACGACGGAAGUCCCUGGAUUCGGACGAUAGCGAUUCAGACCUGGAUGACGACCGCUCUCGAAGACAUAAACGCUCCAAGAAGAGCAAGAAGUCAUCGAGCAGAAGAGAUCGAGACGUAUGUCCUUCGCCUGUGCGCCUCUCUUCGUUCCUGCAGCAAUCCAGCGACGGUUCAGACAACGAGUGA
Peronospora farinosa is the source of this 720-nucleotide messenger RNA. The record is from the annotation of a GenBank genome assembly. NCBI's taxonomy places the organism in Eukaryota, Oomycota, Peronosporomycetes, Peronosporales, Peronosporaceae.